This is a messenger RNA of Parnassius apollo (apollo), 444 nucleotides long. NCBI's taxonomy places the organism in Eukaryota, Metazoa, Arthropoda, Insecta, Lepidoptera, Papilionidae. The record is from the annotation of a GenBank genome assembly.
AUGAUCACUUUCUCAUUCGACUGUCAAAAAAAUAAUCCCCUACCCAAAGUACCUGACCAAAGUGCAUACUACAGUCGCCAAAUAUAUCUCUACAAUUUUACGAUUGUUCAGGGUUCUUCUAAAGAUCACCUGAAUAAAGACACAACUUAUGCAUAUUUGUGGACAGAGAACGAAUUUCCAAAAACAUCUAACCAGAUAGCCUCUGCAGUGUACGACCGUUUAAAUAAAACUAAUUUUGAAGGGAUUAACACUGUUCGUCUUGUAGCUGAUGUAUGUGGCGGGCAGAACAAGAAUAGCAUGUUGCUAUGUAUGCUGUCAAGAUGGCUUCUCGACAACACGUCUCUGAAAAAAAUUGAAGUCGUUUUCCCCAUUACUGGGCAUUCUUUCAUGCCACCAGACCGAGUUUUCGGAAACAUUGAAAAAGUCCUUAAAAACAAGAAGUAA